Coregonus clupeaformis (lake whitefish) is the source of this 5104-nucleotide messenger RNA. Its product is annotated as syntaphilin. The record is from RefSeq and is a predicted model, not a curated record. The coding region runs from base 516 to 2675 and encodes 719 amino acids. Gene Ontology annotation, biological process: neuron differentiation. The transcript has 4 exons. NCBI's taxonomy places the organism in Eukaryota, Metazoa, Chordata, Actinopteri, Salmoniformes, Salmonidae. Gene Ontology annotation, cellular component: mitochondrion; cytoplasmic microtubule.
UUUACUGAAGUAUGACAAUUUAGUACUUUUUCCACCACUGCCUAUAGCAGACCUCGACAGGGCAAGUUCAUCGUUAGUAGUUGUUCUCUGCCUUUGAUCGUUCUCAUAAAAUAACAAAGCUGCUGUAUGUGUAUCUAUAACCAGUGUGAAGGAAUCUCCCAGAGUUAAGAAAUAAAUUAUAAUGAGCCCGUUUUAAAGGAGCAGUAUUACUUUAAUCCACUAUUAGCCAGUGCUUCUACUCUGAACACCCAGGUCACAGUCUUUAUUUAAAUGACUUUAAAGAUUCUCCCUAUCAGACUAGAGCUGUUCACAUGACUUAUCCCAUGAUGACCAUGGUCGAUGUGUUUGGCCAACACAGGGUGUAAGUCCUAAAUACUGUUGAUGUUAGUCACUGGGUUCUAGCCUGCAUCUCAGUCUCACAGACACCACUAUCACCCCCACCUCCUCACUGUAUCAGCCUGUUGUCUUUGGUCAGGUUUGACUACUGCAGGUUCAUAGAGCUAGACUACAUUCCAAUGGAGACAGGCUUUAUGGUUUCAAUGCGCCCAACGGAUCGAGGAUAUCUCACUACCAAGUCUCCGGAGCGGCACUGUCGACGGACAGCUGCCCCAGUCAGCAACAGAGAUCCCUAUGGCAACGCCUCUCUCAGCAGUAGCACUAACUCUGGCUCCUGCAAGGGCAGUGACUGCAGCCCCACCAAGGGGCGUCACAUGAAGGCAUACACCUCAUGUACAGAUAACCAUGGCAUCCGCCCCCCUCCCCCCGAGCAGUACCUCACACCCCUGCAGCAGAAAGAAGUGUGUAUCAGACACCUGCGGGCCCGCCUCAAGGAAACCGUCGACAGGCUGCAGGACAGGGACUCUGAGAUCGAUGAGUUGAGGACCCAGUUGUCUCGUAUGCAGGAGGACUGGGUUGAGGAAGAGUGUCACCACAUGGAGACCCAGCUGGCUCUGAAGGAGGCGCGCGUGGAGACCCAGCUGGCUCUGAAGGAGGCGCGCGUGGAGAUUCAGCAGCUCAAGGAGGUAGUGGACAUGGUGCGCAACAACCUCAGCUCCAGCGACUCCACCGACACCGGCGUCCAGAAAUACUUCCAGGACAUCAACGUCCAGAACCACAAGCUGGAGACCCUGCUGCUCAGCAUGGAGCUAGCUCAGAAUGGGGUGGCCAAGGAGCAAGAGUCUGCUGCUGCUGGACGAGGAGCGGCAGGGUGGUCUGGGGCUGGGUGGCCUGGGACUGGGAGGUCUGGGACUGCGGGGUCAUGGCCCGGAAGUAGUCCCGCUGCAUCAGGGACUGGAGGGGGUGGCUCCAAGAGUCUGUGUGGGUCCUGUGAUGGCUCCCCCGCCCGCUCUCUGACCCAUAGCUUCACAUACACCAAGCUGAGCGACCAUGCGCUGGCGGAUAAGAACGGGGACGGCCUGUCAGGGGAGGAGACCCAUGACAGCGGCUUUGUGUGCUGUGGGGAGAGUCACAGUCACAGUGCAGCCAGCAGUCGCAGUGCAGCCAGCAGUCAGAGAGCAGACCUGCUCCUGGAGGCAGCCUUCCUGUCUAAGGAGACAGCCUCUCUGCUCAGCACCUACUCCCAUCUGCCACACUUCUCCACCUACGAGAAGCUGUGCUCUGGGCAGGACAGGGUGGCGCCCCUGCGCUGUGCCAUGGGUGAGGCAGGCAGCGCCAGCCACCCCUGUCUGUCCCACCACCACCUUUACCUGCACCACCCCAGGGAGCAGGCCGUCCAGACAGAGAGCUGCCCCGUGCCCGUGGGGGUGGGCUACGCCUCUGACCUGGACACCAUCGCAGAGCGCACCUUCCGCUCUCAGGCCUGCAGCCCCACCUCCACCUGGGUCUCAGACGAGGGAGACGACCUGGACUCGGUUACCGCGACGUCAGUCACCACAACAACCCUCACAGCUACAACAACAGAGCCCCGUCCUGGCCCUCCGUUACCCAGCUCUUCCUGCCUCUCUGUGGAGGAGGAUGGGGAGGCGCUGGGGGAGUUGGAGAGGCAGACGGAGGUAGUGGGAGAGAGUGCAGGAGGGAUGGUAGAGGUAGGCAAGCAGGAGGAGAACGGGGGAUUGGUACAGUUGUGUGAGCAGGAGGAGGUAAAGGUGCUGGGAUCGGUGGGGGAGGGGAAGCAGGAGGAGGUCAGGGAGUUAGAUGUAGAUAAUCAGAGGGAGGAAGUGGAGAUGGUGGAGGUGAGGUCAGUGGAGGUGGAGGAGGUGAGGUCAGUGGAGGUGGAGGAGGAGGAGGUGAGGUCAGUGGAGGUGGAGGUGCAGCCCCAAACCUCCCAGCCCAGGAGCAGCUUGCUGCAGCAGGAGGAGAUCGCUGGGGUGACGGUGGUGGAGGUUAAUGAUGAUGAUGAAGAUGAAGAUCAGGCUGAGGUUCAGGGAGCAGUAGGCGGAGAAGAGGAGUCUACCUCGUCUGGGUCUGGACCCCCAGUGAAGAGCUACUGGAGCCGCCACUUCCUGGUUGACCUGCUGGCGGUGGCGGUGCCCGUGGUGCCCACGGUGGCGUGGCUGUGCCGGGGGCCGCGGGGUGAUGCUCUGCCCGUUUACCACUUCGGCUCCCUGCUGCGUGGCUGCUGCACUGUGGCCCUCAGCUCCCUGCGCAGGGGCGGAGGCAUUAGGCACUACCCCGCGGGCACGGGUGGAGGAGCCAUGGGGGGCACAGAGAUCUGAGACAGGCCCCAUGACAGCCUGGGAUCUGCACACACACAACCCUGCCCUCUCUGGUCCUGGGUCGUCCUCCACCUGAAGUACUGGGUAAAGGAAUGACAGGACAGCCUCCCAGCAAACCGUAUAACUCUCUCCUUUGAGCCUGGCUCCUGGUGACCUCUUCCACCUCCUCCGCCGGACUGAGAAGAGACACCAGGAUGUGUUGAUGUGACACUGAAUGGUAGAACGGAAUGAUUGAAUGGACACUGAAUGACCUGAGGGUGUGACUGAUGGUGAUUGUAAACUCUCUCUCUCUAGUGUGCAGGAAGACUGAAAGGUCAGUCUAUGUGGGUCUCUUCAUUGGUCCAAUUCAAUUUUGACUCAUGUAUAACUAUAUGUGCACACGACGUGUGUUGCGUGUGUGUUCUUCUCUGUUGUGUCGUUGUGUAGCCAAAGCACCUGGAUGUCUGAAGCCAAUCACAGCCAUAGCUGUGCAGUAGUUGCUAUGCUCAUUUAGGAGUGAAUGACUGGACAUAUGGCAGUUCCCCCCUAAAGGUACCAAGCAAGCUGCUGCUGUACAUUUCUGCUUCCUGUCACUGGUGUCCUAGAUUAACAAUCCCUCUUGUAGAAUUCAGUCCGUGUCCAUGGUCCAAGAGUUAGUCAUUCCAGAUCCAUGAACCGGAAACAUCUCAAGAAGGAAGCAUUUAUAGAGAUAUAAGAUUUAAAAAUAGGAAAAAUGUAUUAUGGAGUUGGUGUGAGGAUUGUCAUGGUAAUCUGUUGUUAUUUGAAUGUUUGCGUUGAAAUCAAAUGAUGACUGAGUUGGCAGAAUUUUGUCUUGUUAUUUUGGGCUGUAAUGAAUAUGAAGUCAUUGAGAUGUUAAAUAAUUGAAAGGCUGAGCAAGCAGAAGCUGUACUGUAAUGGUUUGAUAUUUGUCUUUGUUAGGGACUAAUGAGCCGAACAUGGGCUAACUGAUGUCUUAAAGAUUGUGAUGCAUCCAGCAAGAACAGUCCUUUGAGUUGAAGUAUAUUGAGUUCUUCAGAGAAGAAACGGGACAGAUCUUGUGAUUUAUUGCCAUUUUGUUUUGCACUAUUAUUCACUUUAUGAGGUUAAGCAUUUCCCUUUUCCCAAUUGCUUGAAGUCAAGUUUGUGUUUCCAAAGUCUAAUACGUCCACAGUUUUGCGUCAGUUUUUUUUUUGGUGUGUGUGCAAUAUAAUUUUGAACAGAUAUAACUGUAUUAUGGAAUAAGUUUCCAAAGCAAAAGUGAAAUAAUCAACUGUAACAAGAAACAGUGAAUUGAAUUUAGAUUGUAGCAUAGUUUAAGUGUCAUUAACUUAGAUCCUGCCCAUUACAGGCAUACCACUUUCCUUUGAACUCUGAAAAACAGUUGCCUUCCAUCACUUUCUUUCUUGUACACAAUAGUGUUUUAGCCACUAAAUGUUUUGCUGCUUCGGAUGUGCGUUUAUGGCGUUGCUCUGUAUUCCUGUUAUUUUCUGCUGCUUGACAAUCCCUUCUCUGCGUGGUUUUGCUUAUUCCACCUCUUCACUAUGACUUCCAGCACUUAUGAGUAGUAAAUCACGAGCAGUGAUGACAACAUAGAUGAUGGGUGAAUGAAGGAAGGUGAUGAUGAUGAUGAGCUUGAAGGCCUCUUACACACAUUGCACUGUUGUUAUGGCAUGUGCUUUACAGCAGAUUGAACAACUUCCACAGCCCUGUUGGGAUUUGUGUAAUGUGACUCAAUAUUCUGGGUUUGCUGUAAUUUCUCCCCCUUCAUGUAUCAUCAUAAUUACCCCCCACCGCCAUUUGUGAGGCCUGCUUGGUAAGGCCUCUAAAUGUUUCAUUAAAAGCCAUAUUCCUUCCUGUGAGGGAACGUGUUUUGAGAAUGACUCUAGCAGAAUAGCAAUCAUGAAAGUAUAGUUUGAGUGAUAAUCAUAUUGAUAUGCAUCUAUAGACUGACUCAGCUGAAGUUUCCCCAACAGAACAUGGCGUGUAGGUCCAACCCCACUCAGGCUGGGAGUUAUUGGUCGGACUGACUCAGCUGAAGUUUCCCCAACAGAACAUGGCGUGUAGGUCCAACCCCACUCAGGCUGGGAGUUAUUGGUCGAUCGCGAGUUCCUGCCCGACUAGGACUGGGUGCGCAGGCGUUCCAUUGCGUCAAUACCAAUGGUUCCGUGCCACAUCAUCAACUGUGCAGUCUGGCAUCAGAUUGCUAUAUCAUAUGAUGUGGUUAGCUGAUAUUAUGUUCUAGACCUAUCCAGGCAUUGUAAGAUCUGGCAUGCAUCUGCAAUGUAGUCAUGCAGGAACUCAAUUAUUUUAUACAUUUCUUGAGCAAUUCAUUGGUGUUUUAAAGGAAAAGUCCCCUCAUAAAUGACAGUUUGGUAUUUUCUUCAUUAGUCCACUGUUAAUACAGUCCCAAAAUGUUUUGCAUUUCAGCAGUGAUGUGGCCGGUGACACUU